Messenger RNA from Rhea pennata, 1560 nucleotides. It is a transcript of the gene SPMIP4, whose product is annotated as sperm microtubule inner protein 4. The coding region runs from base 1 to 1560 and encodes 519 amino acids. The transcript is spliced from 10 exons. Gene Ontology annotation, cellular component: centrosome. The record is from RefSeq and is a predicted model, not a curated record. Lineage: Eukaryota; Metazoa; Chordata; Aves; Rheiformes; Rheidae.
AUGACGAUGCUACAUGACUUGGCCCACUACUAUAGAGAAAUGGAGGGAACUGACAGUCUGUCAAGAACCUUUGAGUCUAAUGAGGUACUAACUCCACUUCAAAUUCCUUCACGUCCAACUGUCUCACAAGAUAGAUAUAAAAAGUUCAGGAAAUCCCUUCACUGGUGCAGGCUUCCCUGCAAAACAGAAAGGGAACACGGAGCAACUGCACUACUCACACCAGAAGAACACAGGCCAAAGAAUGAGCCUCCCUGUGCAUUUGUUAAAGGACAUCAACAUUAUGGUAGUGCUAUAGACCCCUGGCCAAGAGGCCUGCCCAUUGAACAAUACUAUUAUGUCACCCAGAUGAAAAAAAGUGACGUGCGUAUGAAUGAUGAGCUGCUUCAUAAGCCACCAGACAGUUUGGCUAAACCACUGUGCCUGCCCUUCCCAACCUCUCAUCCCUACCAGACACACAUCUCUAGAUACGCCAUGUUCCCAAACUUCAGAUCACCUGAAGAUCGAUACACUGGGGUUGAGGCAAGCCAUCAUCAGCCUUUUCAUCCCAAUAUCCCUACCAACGCUUUUGAUGUGGUUGUUUUGAGGAAGACCAAAGGCAAUCCAUAUAGACAUGAAGUGGUCAAGAUUCUCUCUGACUCCCAGAAGGAGGCUGUGCACUGGCCAGGACAGCACGCGUACUUUCAUGUUUUUAAAGACCUAGAAUACAACCUCUCUCCAAGAACAACCAAUAUGUUACGAAACAGUGAAAGGGCUCAGUGGAUCACAACAUACAGUCAGGACUUCACAGGCAGAGGUCCUAUGAACCCCCUUAACCUGGAUGACUAUGACAUGAAGGUACUUGAAAGAUUAACGCAAGAAAUAGAAGACAUGGAACUUAAAGAAACAUUUCUGCCUAGUCUUUCACAAGUGAGACCUCUUCAAGGGCGAACUGCACGUUUACUUCAAGGUCGACGUCCCCGUGAAUCAAUUCUGCAAGUACAGCACUCCUGCCAAGAGCAGACUCAUCUGUCUCAGAUAUGUUACCAGAAAGAUGAUAACCUGGAUACAAGGCCACGAGCAAAUGAAUUUCAGAAAAUCAUUGACACAUGGCAAACAGAAGCACUGUACAGGAGGCAGUUUGCAGGAAGGUCUGAAAUUGAAUUCUUUCCAAAAUCUGUAUGUUCACUUUCCUGUAAAGACUUGAAGCCCAGCCAUUUGGACCAAUAUAGAGUAUGGAACAACCCAAAUAGUCUGUGUAUGGCUGGCUCACCACAGCAGGAUGAAAAGAGAGAGGAAAAUGGAACCUUCAUCCACAAGCUUUGGCAUCAAGAAGCAAGGCAGCCUCUAUGGAGAUCAGAGGACAAGCCAAGGAAAACAGCACUGCCUGAAUGUAUCCCCAGCUAUGAGGUUCCUCAGCACCAGGCAACAUUACUGGAGCUGCAGGAUUCCUUCUCUAAGACAGCAGCACACAAACAUUUUCAUGAUUCUAUUAAAGGAGAGACAAAAGAUCUCAGAGAUAACAUUACUGAGGGAAGGAGACACAAAUUCUAUGGUUUCAAUUCUUUUUAUUUCUACAAUUGA